UAACUCACUUCCGUUGCAUUUUUUCAAACAUUUUUUCAAACUACAUUUACUCACUAUUUCCUCACUAUGUAUAUAACAGACCUGAUUAUCGUUUUGAUUAAAAGCAUACAAACCACAAACUAUUCAGUGUCAGUGUUACUUAUAAAAAAAUAAUAUAAGACAUGUCAGGCUGUGAGACGUUAUCGGGGUGUUACUUUAAAGUUCAUGUAUUUAAAAUAUUUUUAUUUAUUUAUUCACACUGAUGUGUUAAUUCCUUAUCCUCUAGGUUUGAACAAACAUCAAAAAUACUGAAUUUAAAAUGUAAACUUCAUUAAGAAACUGAAACAUUGUUUAAAAAACCUUAUGUUUACAGGUGAGAAUUAAAAAUUUCAAUCUCACUGUGUGGUAAAUUCUGGGAAGCAGUGUUAGAAUUUGGAGGAUCAAGAUUUAAUCCUGGAGGUUUGAAAGGAGUCUCAGUAAAAUGGACAGAAACAGCAGUUGUAACAGGACAUUUUCUAAGGAGUUGUUACUUUCUAUCUACGGUGUGGAGAUGUGUGUGGCACUGGUGGGGAACAUACUGGCCCUGUGUCUGCUUGUGACUAAGGAGAGAAAGAACUGGCACACAGGAGUGGUGUUCUCCUGCAACCUGAUCAUCAGUGACAUCUUUUACACCCUCACUCUUCCUCUUCAGAUCGUCUACUAUUCAAGAGGAAGGGUCUGGGGAUUUGGUAAAGCACUGUGCAAAAUAGAGCGUUUUCUCUUCACCUGUAAUCUCUACGUCAGCAUUUACUUCAUCAUGUGCAUCAGUGUUAAUAGAUACCUGGCCAUCGUUCAUCCGUUUUUCACACGCAAACACAUUCGCCCAAAACACGCCAAGAUUAUCAGUGUGUUUGUCUGGAUAUUUGUUGCAAGCCUUUCAUCUCCAGUCCUCUACUAUUCAGGUCUGAAUAAUGACAGAUGUUCCUUAUUUUCAAAUCAUGGCAAAUCAAACAUGUCUAACUUUAGGGUGUUUAUGGCUGUUACAGGCUGUUUGGUACCUUUUGUAGUUACUUUUGCAUCAUAUAUUGGUGUUUUGUGGGAGGUUUGCAAAAUUACAAGUAUCACUCCACUGGAGAAAAGAAAAGUUGCCCUGAUUGUGGGUUUAGUCUGCUUCUUGUAUGUUGUGUCUUUUUUCCCCUAUCACAUUCUGCAAAUAAGGUUCUUUAAACUGAGGGAAGAAAAUAAGACUAAUUUUUAUGUGCAUACUGGAUACCAAGUGUCAAAGGCAUUAGCCUGCCUGAACAUGUGCCUUCAUCCCAUCCUGUACAUGGCUGUGUUUGACAGUACCGGGGCUGUGUGCUGCAGAAGGAGCUCAAAAUAAUACAACCUUUUUUGUUCAUAAUAGGUUUAAUCAUGCUAUUUUUUUCAGGGCCCACUGUGAUAUUCUAUAAGUCCAUUAAGACUGUAGCAAAGCUAAGCUGAAGUUGAACCUAAAUUUAUUACCAUGCUAAAUUCCAUCACAUUGAAAUAUUUAACAGCUUUGUAAACAUAAUUUCAUUUUUUAGGAUUUCUAUUUUAAACAGUUAUUGCAGGUUAAAUAAGAAGAGCGGAAAAUUCUGAAUGCUUACCAAGUCAAAAGUGUGUAAAAUAAUCCUCCAAAUGUGUAGCAGUAAAACUACUACACAGCCAGCAGUGGUGCUUUGUCUAGAAACUGACUCAUUUCAAAAACGAGACCACAAUAUGGUGUUACAGAUGUAGUGCAAGCACCAGAGACACUUUUGACACUUUUGACUUCACAUUUUUCUUAGUGCAUAAAAGUGUUAAUUGUAGUGCAGCUGAAAUAUACAAUCGUAUCUGUCGCCAUGUACAAACUUUACAAAAUUAUCAAGCUGAGAUAUUACAACAGCUGCUUCUCUAACUGUAAAGCCUUGUAAUGGCAAUUUAAUAAAUAAAUGAUAUAUUCCUCCA
Molecule: messenger RNA, 1926 nt
Organism: Tachysurus fulvidraco (yellow catfish)
Lineage: Eukaryota; Metazoa; Chordata; Actinopteri; Siluriformes; Bagridae
Product: P2Y purinoceptor 11-like
Exons: 2
Coding region: 461-1339 (292 amino acids)
Biological process (GO): calcium-mediated signaling; G protein-coupled receptor signaling pathway; cellular response to ATP
Cellular component (GO): plasma membrane
Molecular function (GO): neurotransmitter receptor activity; G protein-coupled ATP receptor activity
Source: RefSeq, a predicted model, not a curated record